Setaria italica (foxtail millet) is the source of this 2632-nucleotide messenger RNA. Its product is annotated as protein NSP-INTERACTING KINASE 3. Lineage: Eukaryota; Viridiplantae; Streptophyta; Magnoliopsida; Poales; Poaceae. Bases 445 to 2346 code for a protein of 633 amino acids. Gene Ontology annotation, biological process: protein phosphorylation. The transcript is spliced from 11 exons. The record is from RefSeq and is a predicted model, not a curated record. Gene Ontology annotation, molecular function: protein binding; protein kinase activity; ATP binding.
UUGCAGCGGCGUGGAGCGGGUGGGGAGCAUCAGCGGCGUCAGCGGACAGCGGCCGCGGCAGCCAGCCAGCACCAGCAGCAUGGUGGUGGAUUGAUAGGUGGGGAAGGGGCCUGCCGCUGCUGCUGCUGCCGCUGCCGCUGCUCGUUGGCGUUUCCCUUCCCCUCUUGCCCCCACUACCCACCCCCACCAUCUUCCUCUCGGGCGGUCGCGUGAACUCCCCCUCUCCCCUCGCUUUCGCGCUGCGUGCGCGGUGGCAUCAUUGGCUAUCUGGAUUGGUCCGGGUUGGGUAGUAGAGAGGCCGGCCUUCUUCUGCUUCUUCCCUGCUGCUGGCGGCGGCGGAGCGGAAUUGUGGUGUGGAGCUGUGGGGGGACUGGCGUGCAGCGUGCUCCUCCUCUUCUUGCAGAUCAUCGUUUGCCGAAUUGAAUCUGCGGGGCUGUGCGGGCGAUGUGGGUGCCGGUGGCGCCGAUGUGGAUGCGGUGGUGGGUGGUGGUUGCUGGCCUGCUCGCCGUGAUCCUGCCGCCAUCCACCGCCACGCUCUCCCCGGCCGGCAUCAACUACGAAGUGGUGGCUCUGAUGGCCAUCAAGACGGAGCUGGAGGACCCCCAUAACGUGCUUGACAACUGGGAUAUCAACUCCGUCGACCCCUGCAGCUGGAGGAUGGUCACCUGCUCCUCCGACGGCUACGUCUCCGCCUUAGGAUUGCCCAGCCAGAGCUUGUCCGGGAAAUUGUCACCCGGCAUCGGCAACCUCACCAGGCUGCAAUCUGUGCUGUUACAGAACAAUGCGAUUUCUGGCUCCAUUCCCGGCACCAUAGGAAGGUUGGGGAUGCUAAAGACUCUUGACAUGUCAGAUAACCAGCUCACGGGGAGCAUCCCAAGUUCACUUGGGAAUCUCAGGAACCUGAACUAUCUGAAAUUGAAUAAUAAUAGCUUGUCUGGAGUUCUACCUGAUUCACUUGCCACCAUUGAUGGCCUCGCUCUCGUAGACCUUUCAUUUAAUAACCUUAGUGGUCCAUUGCCCAAGAUCUCUGCAAGAACUUUCAUCAUUGCUGGAAAUCCAAUGAUUUGCGGUGCUAAGUCAGGAGAUAACUGCUCUUCUGUGUCACUUGACCCACUCUCUUACCCACCAGAUGAUCUGAAGACUCAGCCACAACAAGGCAUUGUAAAAGGCCACCGUAUUGCUACAAUAUGUGGAGCAACUGUAGGGUCAGUAGCUUUUGCCACUAUUGUAGUUGGUAUGCUUCUAUGGUGGCGUCAUAGGAGAAAUCAGCAGAUCUUCUUUGAUGUAAACGACCAAUAUGACCCAGAAGUUUGUUUAGGUCAUCUGAAGCGGUAUGCCUUCAAGGAGCUCCGUGCAGCUACUAACAACUUUAACUCAAAGAACAUCUUAGGUGAAGGUGGAUAUGGGAUAGUAUACAAAGGUUAUUUGCGUGAUGGCUCUGUUGUUGCUGUUAAAAGGCUGAAGGAUUAUAAUGCUGUUGGUGGGGAAGUUCAAUUCCAAACUGAAGUUGAAGUCAUAAGCUUGGCUGUUCAUCGGAAUCUCCUCCGUCUUAUUGGAUUCUGCACAACAGAAUGCGAGAGAUUACUUGUUUACCCUUAUAUGCCAAAUGGAAGCGUUGCUUCUCAAUUGCGGGAACAUGUAAAUGGCAAGCCAGCUCUAGAUUGGUCGAGGAGAAAGAGAAUAGCACUAGGCACAGCACGAGGUCUGCUGUACCUGCAUGAGCAGUGCGAUCCAAAAAUAAUCCAUCGUGACGUAAAAGCCUCCAAUGUGCUUCUUGAUGAAUAUUUCGAAGCAAUUGUGGGAGAUUUUGGAUUGGCAAAACUUUUGGAUCACCAGGAAUCUCAUGUUACCACUGCAGUGCGUGGGACUGUUGGACAUAUAGCACCGGAGUAUCUGUCAACUGGCCAGUCAUCAGAGAAGACUGAUGUGUUUGGAUUUGGAGUUCUCUUAGUUGAGUUGAUCACUGGUCAGAAGGCAUUGGAUUUUGGAAGAGUAGCAAAUCAGAAGGGUGGCGUGCUGGAUUGGGUUAAGAAACUUCAUCAAGAAAAGCAGCUAAGCAUGAUGGUGGACAAAGACCUGGGUAGCAACUACGACAGGGUUGAGUUGGAGGAAAUGGUCCAGGUGGCUUUGUUAUGCACACAAUACUACCCAUCUCACCGCCCUCGAAUGUCUGAGGUAAUCAGGAUGCUGGAAGGUGACGGGCUUGCAGAGAAAUGGGAAGCAUCACAGAAUGUGGACACGCCAAAGUCCGUCUCAUCGGAGCUCCUGCCUCCAAAGUACAUGGAUUUCGCCGCGGACGAGUCCUCGCUCGGCCUAGAAGCCAUGGAGCUCUCGGGACCGAGGUGACAGCCCGAUCGGUCAUCAUAGACUUGCCAUAUGAAGCACGUUGCUGUAUUACAUUGGAUUUGUUUAGGUGUAGAGCCCCUCAGGCCCCCCACAGGGGGAGGCGAAAAUUUUUUCCGGUCGAUGUAGGGCGUGUGAUGUGUUCCUGUGUGUCUAUAGCUGUGGUGGAAUUCAUUUGUACAUACAGCAGGAUUGUGUGAGGUGAGCCCAUCCUUGUUGCGCAUCCACUUGGUAGCAAAAGAGAUGAGAUGAAUGAGAGUAUAUAUAGAAAUGAAAAUUUUCCAGUGCA